Messenger RNA from Pogona vitticeps (central bearded dragon), 297 nucleotides. Lineage: Eukaryota; Metazoa; Chordata; Lepidosauria; Squamata; Agamidae. The record is from RefSeq and is a predicted model, not a curated record.
AUGGAGCUGCGGGCAGAACUGACGGACCGGGAUGGGCUGAAGCGACCAUUGCGGGUCCGUUGCGAGCCGCAGGGAGAGCUGCAGGGCUUGAUCAGCGGCUUGGAUCAGUCGCAGGAACAAGUUACCGCCAUGCUGGGCCCUCUCGUGGAGCAGGAGAGCGGCAAGGGAUCUGGCGACCGAGCCGGACUUGAAGGCGAUGAAGAUGAUGUGGAGAUUCAAGAUGAAGAACAAAAUCAUGUCAAUGUCAAAUAUUGUACUGAUGGACCACCAUUAAAGAGGACAAAGAGACACUCCUGA